AUGUCAGCGACAACCUUGUUCCUGCUUUGCGCACAAGCCUUUCUUUUUAAGACGAUCUCUGCGUAUUGCCCUAAUUCAGGUUGGUCAGCAGGCCUGCCCAUCGCUGAUGGUUUGGGAUGGUCCCCAGGUGGUCCAGGUUUUGCUUACGAAAAUUCAUUAGCUUCUGCUCCAUGUGCUGCUACUGUCCCAUUCCUAGGUGCAUGUGACCUUUUUGCGUCCCCAUCCUCAUAUGGCGGUGGUUUUGUUGUCUCAAGCGCGUCGCCAGUUUCACCGUAUGGAGUUUCCGUUAUAUCUGAAAACGCAAUCGAAGGUAUCCUGGCAGCCAGAGGUGAACUGCCAUUUUUGGGCACAGUUGGAUUAGAAGGUGUUUUGCCUAAUACUGGGGUUGGUGCUGUCUCGUAUGGUUGCGGCAAUGGAAAUGUAGGUAUUGUGAGCGAGAACACUUCACCUAAUGCUGCUGGAUUAGGUUGGCCAACAAAUGGAUUGAACUACGGUCCAGUAGCGUCCAAUGGUUUUGGAUACGGUACUGGAUGGGCUGGACCUGCUAAUGGAUGUGGUUGUGGUUCUAUUUAG
Messenger RNA from Parnassius mnemosyne (clouded apollo), 573 nucleotides. NCBI's taxonomy places the organism in Eukaryota, Metazoa, Arthropoda, Insecta, Lepidoptera, Papilionidae. The record is from the annotation of a GenBank genome assembly.